AUGGAAGUGAAGAUCCAAGGAAGUGUUUCGAAUGUCGAAAAAGCUAAAAUGGAAAUCAAGCGUUUCUUACGAGAAUGGUUGGAUGCAGACAUUAGUCAGAUUUUAAUUCUACAGCCACCAAAUUAUCAACCAGGAACAUUGAAAGCUCUUUUGGCUCAAAAUAGUUAUGAUCUUCAUUCACUGGAAAAGCAGUUCGGUUGUGGCUUACAUUUAGAUGCUAACAUUGCCAAGCGCGAGCUAUUAUUUGUUGGCAAACAAGCGCAAUUCCAAGAGCUUUUAAAGAUGUUGCGUUCUAUUUCUGACAGCAUUCAGUCGGGAGAUUCUUCAGUAACUACUUCCGGUAAAAUUGGGGUACCAGAAUGUGUUGUUUGCCUUUGUGCUGCAGAUUUGGAAAACUAUUGUCUGGAAGCAUGUGGACAUUAUGCCUGCAAAUCGUGUUUAAAUAUGCAAUUUGUUAUAACUUUUCAACCAGUGUGA
Molecule: messenger RNA, 477 nt
Organism: Loa loa (African eye worm)
Lineage: Eukaryota; Metazoa; Nematoda; Chromadorea; Rhabditida; Onchocercidae
Exons: 4
Coding region: 1-477 (158 amino acids)
Source: RefSeq, a predicted model, not a curated record